AUGAAAUUAUAUUCAUUAAAGUUUUUUAAUUUAAUUAAUUUUUUAUUAAUUUCAAUUAUUAUUACUACAAAUUAUUGUACAUAUACAUUGAUACAUAAUAAUGAUAAGAAUAGAAAAAUACAAAAAUAUAAUUCAUUAACUCAGACAAUGUUUUUAAGUGAAUUAAAAAAAUUAAAUGUUUAUUUACUUGAAGAAGAAUCAAUUGGUAGAGAAGUAGCUAAUUUACAAUUUCCAAUUAAUCGUAUGAAUAAUUCUAAUGAAAAUUAUUUAAUUAAUUAUAAUAACAAUAAUAAUGAAGAACAAGAAGGAAAAGAAGAAAUAGAAAAAGAAAAAGAAGAAAAAAGAAAAAAAUCAAAUUAUUAUCAAAUAUUUAAUAGUGAACCACAAUCAAAAUAUUUUCAUUUAGAUGCAAAAACUGGUAUUAUACGUGUUGCUAGACGAAUUGAUCGUGAUCAAUUAUGUCCAUUAUUUAAAUCAUGUUGUACAUAUUUAAAUCAUCCUAAUAAUAAUAAUAAUAUAAAUUAUUUUAAUAAAAAUUUUAAUUUAAUUAAUAAUGAACAAUUAACUAAUUGUCAAUUAGAUUUGAAUAUUCGAUCAGAUGAUCAAUAUACUAAUAUUAUUACUGUUAGUGUACAUAUUAUUGAUAUUAAUGAUAAUUCACCAAUAUGGUUAUUAAAUAGUAAAUCAGGUUUAUUAAAUUUUCCUGAUGAUCAUCAAAAACAGGAUGUGAUGCAUGUUUACGUAUCAGAAAGUAGCCUUAUCGGAGAUUCCAUUCAACUAACGCCUGCUGUAGAUCAAGAUGCUGGGUCAAAUAACAUUAUGAAAUAUAUGAUCGAACCUCAAUUUCCUGAAUUUCAGUUAGAAUGGACAUCACUUGACAGAGAUGCUACAAUGGCAAACAAUCAAUUCUCUGGCGAUAUACAGUCUAGUGAUAUUCAAUCAUAUUCUGAUCAUUUUAUCAGAUCACCACCUGGUCCGAGACAUGAACUUCGUUUAAUUGUUCGAAGCCUAUUAGACAGAGAAACCAAAUCUUUAUAUGAAUUCAAUCUAACUGCUAUAGACGGUGGAUCACCAAGUAGAAAUACAACAAUCAAGUUACAAGUUCAUAUCACAGACUUCAAUGAUAAUUCUCCGAUUUUUGAAAAAGAUACAUAUACUGUAGAUUUGCAUGAAAAUGCUCGACCGCAUACACCAGUUAUACAAGUUAAAGCCAAUGAUAUCGACGAGGGAAGUAAUGCACAAAUUAAAUAUCGAAUAAGUUCAUUGACUAAACCGGAAUUUAUACGAUUAUUUACAUUGGAUCCAAUAACUGGUUGGAUACAUGUGCAAUGGGAAGUGGACUAUGAAAUACACAAAAAAAUAAUAUUAACUGUUGAAGCUAAUGAUGGAGGUAGUCUACCAAGAAGUACAACUUGUAUUGUAGAAAUAACAGUAUUAGAUGAAAAUGAUCAUUCACCUGAAUUACAUUUUGAACCAGCUCAUUUAACAAAUUAUGCAUUGGUUCCAGAAAAUGAAAAACCUGGUCGAUUAGUUGCUGUAUUUACAGCACAAGAUAAAGAUAGUGGAGAUAAUGGUCGUGUAAGUUGUCGUUUAGCAGAAACAAGAAAAUGGACAUUUGAUACACAAAAUAAAGAAAAAUUAGAAAGUUUAUUAUUAAAUCCAACUGAAAUUUUAUUCAGUUUACAACAAAUGCAUAUGCCUUUUUCAAUUAUAUAUAAACUAACAACUGCUUCCAGUUUUGAUCGUGAAUUCAUUUCAAAAAUUACAGUUUGGAUAACAUGUUCAGAUUAUGGUAUUCCACCAAGAAAUAGUACUGGAUCAGUAGCUGUUAGAAUUUCCGAUGUAAAUGAUGAACCCCCAAUAUUUAGUCAAACACAUUAUUACUUUAAUAUUAAUGAAAAUACUGAAAUAGGAACAAUAAUAAACAAAAUCAAUGCAACAGAUCCUGAUGAAGGUGAAAAUGCUAAAUUAACAUUUUGGUUAAGUGGACAAAAUGCAAAUUAUUUCGAUGUAAAUAAAGCUACCGGUUAUUUAACAGUACAAAAAUUAUUAGAUAGAGAAAUGAUAAAUGAAUUACGUUUUCAAAUUCAUGCUGCAGAUAAUGGAAUGCCAAGUUUAAAUUCUAGUGCUGAUAUAACAAUAAUUAUUCAAGAUGUUAAUGAUAAUCCACCGAGUAUAUUGAAUAAAAUAGAAUUCUAUAUAUUAGAGAAUCAUACAGCUUCAUUGGCUAUUGGUAAAAUUACUGCAUAUGAUGCAGAUAUUGGUCGAAAUGCCGAAAUAACUUUUACGUUAAUUCAAUGUAUUGCUUAUGGAUUAAAUACUUUCAAUAGUUCAGAUAGUAUAGUUCAUGAAUCAUAUGAAAAUUAUUUGAACAAUAAGAAAAAUUUCUCACAAUCACUUGAAAUUAUGUAUACAUUUUUUAUUGCCAAAGAUGGACAAAUCUAUUUAGGUAGAUCAAAAUUAGAUCGUGAAUUAUAUCCAUUAUAUGAAUUGACAGUGCGUGUUGAAGAUCAGGGUACACCAAAAUUAUCAUCUACAACAAUUGUUUUAAUACAUAUAUUAGAUGUGAAUGAUAAUACACCACAAUUUAUCUUUCCAUCAAUUGGUAAUAAUACUGUUUAUGUACGAAAAGAAACAAAGCCUGGAACGUAUAUUGCAAAAUUAUAUGCUAUUGAUAUAGAUUCAGCAGAAAAUGGUCGUAUAACAUAUGGAAUUAAACCAAAUGAGCAUACAGAUAUACAAUCCUUAUUUGAAUUAGAUCCUAUAACUGGUGAUAUUAUAUUAAAACGUUCAUUAGAUUAUAAUAUAGAUACAUUAAGACUCAAAGAAAAUGAAAACUUUAAAGAUUUUAAUUUACUUAAUAUACAUAGUAGAUCAUCAUCUAUUCAUGAAAUGGAAAUGAAACGUCGAAAUCAAUCUAUUCAUGGAAUAAAUAAAACAACUUUUAAACAAAAUGAAUUAAAGAAUAAAUUAUAUGAAAGUCAAAUGGCAUAUAGUUUAAUUGUUACAGUAACAGACAAUGGGGAACCACCAUUGAAAUCUUCUACCAUUUUAAGAAUUCUAUUUACUCCACCAUUUUACCCACCUAGUGAUUCAAAAGAUUCACCAAAUCCUUUGAUAAUAAAACAUUCAGUUCGACACAAAUCAUUAAACAAUCAUCCUGACUAUACUAAAAGUCAAUCUAUAUCAAAUGAAUUAGAUUUCGACACACCAGUAGAAAAUGAAUUAACUGGAAUCGGUGUAUUACUUGGUUUAGUAACAGCUAUUGGUUUAUUUGUCUGUUUUUUAAUUCUUGUUAUAAUGAUCACUUUUUAUCAAAAAUUGAUUCAACUUUCAACUGUAUCACCAUCAUUCAAUACACAAUCAACUCAUUAUAUGCCACAUUCAAUUCUUCGUCAUAUUCCUGUAGAACAAUUAAAUAAAUCUGAUAAAACCAUAACUGAUUCAUCUCGACAGUAUUAUUUACAAACAUUCAAUGAAAUAAUGCCAAAUUCACAAAAUGAAUUAAUGACUAGUUUUACAACACUUUAA
Messenger RNA from Schistosoma mattheei, 3531 nucleotides. The record is from the annotation of a GenBank genome assembly. NCBI's taxonomy places the organism in Eukaryota, Metazoa, Platyhelminthes, Trematoda, Strigeidida, Schistosomatidae.